CGCAGGCUCGCUGCUUCGGAGACGCGCUCCGCGCCAUGGCGUCCCAGGCUCGUCGUCGGAGACCCGGGACGGUGGUCCCGGGCGAGGCUGCCGAGACGGACUCGGAGCUGUCUGCUGCGUCCUCUUCGGAGGAGGAGCUGUAUCUCGGUCCUUCGGGCCCGACGCGCGGCCGUCCCACCGGGCUGCGGGUAGCCGGGGAGGCCGCUGAGACCGACUCGGAGCCGGAGCCGGAGCCCACGGCCGCGCCCGGGGACCUGCCUCCGCUCGUGGUGAGGCGGGACGCGGCGGGAGAGACGUGGGCCGCCGAGGAAGCCCCAGCCGCCGUCCCCGCGCGCUCGCUGCUGCAGCUCCGGCUGGCCGAGAGCCAGGCCCGGCUGGACCACGACGUGGCGGCCGCGGUGAGCGCUGUGUACCGGCGUGCGGGCCGCCAUGUGGCCGCCUUGGCUGCGAGACUGGCGGCUGCUCAGGCCACCGGGCUGUCGGCCGCGCACAGCGUGCGCCUUGUGCGCGGGGACCUCUGCACGCUCGCUGACCGCCUGGACAUCGUGGCCGGUUGCCGCUUGCUGCCUGACAUCCGAGGGGUACCGGGCACCGAACCUGUGCAAGACCCGGGACCGAGGGCCUAGCGUCUUACCUGUGGCAGCCUCUAGGAACCUCGGCUGUUUCUUUUACACCGUGUAUCAUCCAUCGCCACCCCCACCCCCCUUCAAUGUUGCUGUCAGCCCUAGGACUAACCUGACCUCCUUGGUCCUGUUCUGGACUGCCUGGCAUUGGUUACGGACCCUGAUUAGAAGCUUGGUGCCAGCCCAUGGUAAGGGUAACUGCUCUUGGGCCUGUAUCCACCUGGGGGCAACCAUCCCAACCAUCCUUGCACCUGCCCACAAGAACCCAGAGUAAGGGUCUGUUCCUUCUACUUGGCCUCCAGUCCUUCAAUGACACCUGCCGACUUCCUAACAGCCCCUCCCCACCCCCCAGACAUGUUACUGGGAUCGAGUUCUUUCUCAGUCUCCUUGUCUCCUGCCCCCUCUGCUGUUCUUGUUUCUUGGAAUCCUGCUGUACCCUUAAGGCUA
Molecule: messenger RNA, 1070 nt
Organism: Jaculus jaculus (lesser Egyptian jerboa)
Lineage: Eukaryota; Metazoa; Chordata; Mammalia; Rodentia; Dipodidae
Gene: Bloc1s3
Product: biogenesis of lysosomal organelles complex 1 subunit 3
Exons: 2
Coding region: 36-626 (196 amino acids)
Cellular component (GO): BLOC-1 complex
Source: RefSeq, a predicted model, not a curated record